AUGUCCAGCCCGAAAGAUGAGGGGUCUGGAGUCCCCGCUAGCAGUCGAGGGUCCUGGUCCUCCUUUUUAAAGUCAAUCGCUUCUUUUAACGGCGACCUCUCCUCCCUGACCGCGCCCCCUUUCAUCCUCUCCUCCACCUCCCUCGUCGAAUACUCCGCGUACUGGGCCGAACAUCCAAAGAUCUUUAUUGCCCCGGCCAAAGAACCCGAUCCCGAAAAGCGGGCACUUCUGGUGUUAAAAUGGUUCCUUAGCACCCUCCAUCAGCAAUAUUGCACCCGCAGCGAGAAGUUGGGCAGCGAAAAGAAGCCGCUGAACCCGUUCUUGGGCGAGCUCUUUCUAGGCCGCUGGCAGGAUGAUGGCGAUGUGGGAGAGACACGGCUUGUUAGCGAGCAAGUAAGCCAUCACCCGCCGGUAACGGGUUAUGAAAUUGAGAAUGAGAAGCAUGGUGUGCAGCUCCAAGGAUACAACGCCCAAAAAGCUUCCUUCUCGAGCACUAUAAACGUGAAGCAAAUAGGUCAUGCCAUAUACUCCCUUACCCCGCAACCCACCGCAGACAACCCAUCCCCAAAACGAGAAACAUAUCUCAUAACCCUCCCUUCACUACACAUCGAAUCCCUAAUCUACGGAACCCCCUUCGUUGAGCUCAACAGAUACACUCAGAUAGUCAGCUCAACCGGCUACGUCUCCAAGAUCGAAUACUCCGGCAAAGGCUGGUUGAGCGGCAAAAAGAACUCCUUCAGCGCCAUCGUAUACCACGAGAACGAUGGAGAGAAGAAACCCCUUUACACAGCCGAAGGCCAAUGGUCCAACACCUUCGUCAUCAAAGCCGUCAAGGGCAAAAAGCAAGAAAUCAUAGACAAAUACUGCGCCAAGACAGAAAAGACUACCCCACUCACCCUCGCCCCGCUGGAAGAACAAGACCUGUACGAAUCACGGCGGGCGUGGAAGGACGUCGCCGCCGCCAUUGCCCGGGGGGAUAUGGACGCCACCUCCGUCGCGAAAUCAAAGAUCGAGGUCGCCCAGCGCCAGCUGCGCAAGCUCGAGCGCGAAGAGGGCCGCGAGUGGGAAAGACGGUUCUUCAAGUGCAUCGAGCCCAGUGAGGACGAUGAGGAGUUCCUCAAGUUGGCAGAGAAGCUGGGCUGGGCGGAUUCGAAGGGGAAUAAUAAUGCCGGCCUCGAGUGUGAUAAGACGGGUGGUGUGUGGAGGUUUGUGCCUGAGGCGGCCAAGGGGGCGGUCCCGCCGUACCAUAAGGAUGGGGGACGGGGCCUGGGGUUGGUGGCGGAUGAUGCCGCUACGGAGGGGGUUGAGGAGGUAGAGGUGAAGGAAGGUGAUUGA
Molecule: messenger RNA, 1335 nt
Organism: Blastomyces dermatitidis ER-3
Lineage: Eukaryota; Fungi; Ascomycota; Eurotiomycetes; Onygenales; Ajellomycetaceae
Product: oxysterol binding protein
Exons: 4
Coding region: 1-1335 (444 amino acids)
Biological process (GO): piecemeal microautophagy of the nucleus; endocytosis; maintenance of cell polarity
Cellular component (GO): cytosol; membrane; intracellular membrane-bounded organelle
Molecular function (GO): oxysterol binding
Source: RefSeq, a predicted model, not a curated record